AUGGCAACAAGAAAAAAUCAACAAUUUGGUCAAACUUAUGAAAAUGCAAAUCCAAAUCAAAACGAUAAUUAUUAUAGUAUGGCACCUACUCAGCGUACUACACAACGUUCAUCAAUUGUUGGACCUGUUGAUAUGUCUGAAAUUAAAAAAUCAUUGAUUCGAAAUAAGGGUUUUGAAUAUCAAUUGAUGCCAGUUGAAAUCGAAAAAGAUGCAGAACUUGGAGUUGUUCUUGGUCAAAUUGAAGGUGAAAAAUGGAUAUUUAUUGAUGAAAUUUUACCAAAUGGAAUGAUUGAGAUGCAUGGUACACUUAAAGAAGGUGAUUAUUUAUUACAAGCAGGAGUUUACAGUCUUACGGAUAUUGAUAUUACUACAGCUUUACUACUUGUUGAACGUGCAUAUGAAGAAGGACGAAAGACUGUUUCAUUUGUUGCUGCUCGUCAACAAAAAGCAGAUACUGCAAAAGGUAACGCCAACGCUGCUGUUUCUAAACAACAACAACAACCGCCACCAGCUUAUGAAGAACAGCGUAAAGAAGCGAGAGCACAAUCAUUUGUUGAUUAUGAAAAUGCAGAAGAAGAAGAAUAUAAGGAUGAUGGUAAAGAUGUUCAAAACAAACCCAAAGGCAAGGCACUUCAUUCAAAUCGAAGAACUAAACCAGACGAUACACAAUUCUAA
Molecule: messenger RNA, 675 nt
Organism: Adineta steineri
Lineage: Eukaryota; Metazoa; Rotifera; Eurotatoria; Adinetida; Adinetidae
Source: the annotation of a GenBank genome assembly